Messenger RNA from Varanus komodoensis (Komodo dragon), 2398 nucleotides. It is a transcript of the gene DPH7, whose product is annotated as diphthamide biosynthesis 7. Gene Ontology annotation, molecular function: protein binding. Lineage: Eukaryota; Metazoa; Chordata; Lepidosauria; Squamata; Varanidae. The coding region runs from base 88 to 1449 and encodes 453 amino acids. The record is from RefSeq and is a predicted model, not a curated record. The transcript is spliced from 10 exons.
AGGCCGUCCGGCCGCGGGCGCCUCGGAGGCCCGCUCGGAGCUGAGGGACUGCAGCGCCCAAGCAGGCCAACAUGAGCUGGCUCUGAUAUGGCUUCCCCACGCAAGAUGCAGACCCUGCAGGUCGUCGACACGGAAUACAGCGCCGAUGCCGCAGAGUGGUGCCCUGUGCCGGGCUGGCGGCACAUCUUGGCGUGCGGCACGUACCAGCUGCAGAAGCCCCACAUCAAGCCUGGGGAGAGCCCUGACAGCACGCCCCAGGUGCGGCUGGGCCGCCUCUACCUGUAUUGCUUUGAAGAGCAGAUAUUUGCACCCCUGACCGAGAUCCAGAGACUGGAAACGGCUGCUGUGCUGGACGUUAAAUGGUGUCAUGUCCCCGUCACGGAACAGCCUGUCCUGGCUGUCGCUGACGCCAGGGGAGCAGUGGGACUCCUCCGCUUGACGGGCAGUGAGAAGAGCUGCAGGCUGGAGCCGUGCAGCAGCGCAGGCUUGGGACCUGAAUGCCUCGCGUUGUCUCUGGACUGGUCCACAGGGCGGGAGCACUGUGUCCCCCCGCUGCGACUGGUCAGCAGCGAUUCCAACGGACGGCUGAGCUUACUGGCAGUGGAGAAAUCUGCUCCCUCCGUUCACAUCUUGGAACAGUGGAAGGCACAUGACUUCGAGGCUUGGAUUGCUGCCUUUGACUAUUGGAACACAUCCGUUGUCUAUUCAGGGGGCGAUGAUUGCAAGCUACGCGGCUGGGACAUCCGGAGCAGCCCAAAAGCUCCUCUCUUCAGCAGCGAGCGGCACUCUAUGGGGGUGUGCAGUAUUCAGUGCCACCCACUCCGGGAACAUCUGCUGGCCACAGGAAGCUACGAUGAACACAUCCUCCUGUGGGACACCCGGAAUAUGACGCAGCCAGUGGCAGACACCCACGUGCAGGGCGGGGUCUGGCGGCUGAAAUGGCAUCCCUCACGGGAGAACUUCCUGCUGGCAGCCUGCAUGCACAACGGCUUCAAAAUCCUGGAUUGUCAGAGCAGUUUGGCAGAGAACAGAGAAACUUGUACUGUCCUUUCGUCUUACAUCUUGCACAACUCCUUGGCUUAUGGAGCUGACUGGUCAAGACUGCCACUGAGCAAUCCCACAGUGCUGUCUCCAGCGAUGCCAGAGGUGAAUACGGAUCAAGAAGCUGGACAAGUGGAUCUCAAAGUUCAGAACCUCAAAAUAGUUUAUGAAUCCCCCACAGCCACCUUUGAGGUGUUGCUGGAUGAGGAGGAUCAAACCCCCCCUGUGCCACCAGUGCAAGGUGGAGACAGCCGGGACCUGCGGGGAUCCCCCCGUGAUGCAAACAGCGUGGACACCAAAGCACACAGUGAAACCGAGUCAGCCAAAGCCCAAAGAGAGACCAGCCUCCUGGCGACAUGUUCCUUUUAUGACCAUGUCCUACAUGUUUGGAAAUGGGGAACCAGCUAGACUAACUUUUGGCCUCCCAAAGGUCAGUAUUAAAGUUGCUGUGUGCCUGCCUUCCUUCUUGGCAGGCCUUUUUAGCAGUAGGAUAAGAAAACUUGGGACAGGGUGGCUUUGCUGCUGUCCUGUCACGUUACUUUUCCAGCUUUACUCCUGGGAAUCUGCUGCAGCUCAGAGCACUGACUCCUCAGGCACUUCAGGGAUGUGUUGCUGAGUUCUCUCUUCCAGUUCCCCCCCUCCCCCUGGCCGAAAUCCCCUUUCUGUUCAGUGCUGUAGAAAUAAGAGUAUUAUAUUCUUUUAUUCUAUUGUAUCUUUUAGAGAGUUCCUCUUAAAUUUGGGAUUCCUCUAGGCCUAGCUUAAGACCAAGCUCAGCAUGUGCCCCAAAACAAGACAAACCAACCUUAUUCCUGGCCCUGUUUCUGUUGGUGAAUUAGCUUUUCCUAGUGGUUUUUCCUAACACCAGCUUAAAAGGAGGUGGGCAAGUGGCAAGCUGCACUGGCUUGAUUUGCUGCGUGGUUCAGUAGCCACCUCGUGGCUCAAGACAACCUCUUGCUCCAGCCAAAGACUUGAGGGGGGGGGGGCAGAAUGUUCAGAUAUUUGAACUGCGCUGCCCUUGUGCGUCUGCAGCCUGCUUCACUCCUGCAGGAAAGGCAACACCCCGCCCUGCAGCUUUGAGCCUGAGGGAGCACGUGUGCUACGGGGAAGAGGGGAACGAUAUGCACCCUCACCCUCAUGCUCCUUUUACUUCCGUAUCACAGAACGGAAGAACACCAGCAGUUUUCAGUAAAGACAAGGAUAUUUUCCUCAGGGCUGGAGACGUCCUUGCUGAAGGGCUUACUUGCAAUAUGAAAUACCGUCACUCCAGCUUAGGCCAUUUAUAUACAGAUACGCACAGUUUACAACAGUAUUCUAAACGAAAUCUUUAAAAUAAAUAUUUUGGACCUUUCUAAAAUAA